GCAGUACUCUUGGAAGUUGCUUUUACCGUUGGAGUUGUAAUGCUCAACGGCAGCACCAAAGUCGUUGAUCCUAUACAUCACUACGCAUCCCUUAUUGAGAAGUGCCUCGCAACCAGACAUCUGAAGCUGGGAAGACUUAUCCAUUGUCAUCUAAUCAAAACUGCUCUCAAUGUCAACGUCUUCCUCGCUAACCGUAUCAUCCACAUGUACUCGAAAUGCGAUUCUAUUGAAAGUGCUCACAAUGCUUUUGAUGAACUCCCAAUCAAGAACACGCACUCAUGGAAUACAAUCAUUUCUGCUUCUUGUAGAUUUGGUCUUUUUGAUAGAGCUCAGAAUUUGUUUGAUGAAAUGCCGGAACCAAACCUGGUUAGCUAUAAUUCUAUUAUUUCAGGGUUAAGCCAUCAUGGGUCUCACAAACAAGCGAUUGAUGUCUUUAAGAAGAUGCAGAAACAGUAUAAUGCUCUGCUGAUUGAUAAGUACACGUUUGUCAGUAUGGUGAGUACUUGUGCUAACUUGGGAACACUACAACUCUUGCGUCAGGUCCAUGGAGCAUUGGCUGUGAUUGGCAUGGAAAUAAAUCUUAUAAUGUACAAUGUUUUAAUUGAUGCAUAUGGAAAGUGUGGUGACCCUGAUGCUUCAUACAAAGUCUUCAGUCGAAUGGCCGAAAGGGAUGUUGUUUCAUGGACUUCAAUGGUCGUUGCUUAUGCAAGGGCAUCACAACUAGAAAAAGCCCAUUGGAUAUUUAAUCAGAUGCCAGUCAAGAAUGCCAUCUCGUGGACUGCUCUAAUCACAGGACUUGCACAAAAUGGGCGGGGAGCUGAGGCAUUGAAUUUGUUUGAGCAGAUGCAGGACGAGGGUAUCCCACCUAGUGCAUUCACUUUUGUUGGUCUAUUAAGUGCUUGUGCAGAUCUGGCGCUCAUUGAACGUGGAAAACAGCUUCAUGGGUGCAUUACCAGAAAUGGUGAUAGAAGUAACCUGUUCAAUGUGUUUAUAUUUAAUGCUUUAAUUGACAUGUAUGCCAAGUGUGGUGAUAUGAAAUCAGCUAAAAGGUUGUUUGAGAAAAUCCCUGAGAAGGAUAUCAUCUCUUGGAACUCAAUGAUCACUGGAUUUGCUCAGAAUGGAUAUGGGGAGGAAUCACUCAUGGUAUUCAAUAAGAUGACAGAGGAAAGUGUAAUCCCAAAUCAUGUAACAUUUCUUGGGGUGUUAACUGCAUGUAGCCAUACAGGUUUAGUAUCCAAAGGAAGACAUUUCUUAGAGCUGAUGGAAAAGGACUUUGGUGUAUGCCCAAGGUCAGACCACUAUGCAAUCCUGAUUGACAUGCUGGGACGAAUGAACAGACUUGAGGAGGCAGUGGAGCUGAUCAAUAUUGCACCUCAUGGACCGGAUCACAUCGGGAUGUGGGGUGCACUAUUGGGUGGUUGUCGGGUCCAUGGAAACUUGGAUCUUGCAAGAAGGGCUGCAGAAGCUCUCUUUGAACUAGAACCUUGGAACGCUGCAAGAUAUGUUAUGCUCUCAAACAUUUAUGCUGCAGCAAAGAGAUGGGAUGAUUCACGUCGAGUGAGGUCACUCAUGAAGGAGAGGGGUUUGAAAAAGGAAGUAGCUUAUAGUAUUAUUGAAGUGAGAAAUGCUAGACAUUGGUUUGUGGCAGAAGACAAGUCCCAUUGUCAAACAGAAGAAAUUUAUGAAGUAAUCAAUAUCCUAGCAGACCAGAUGAAGGAAGCAGGUUUUCUACCCUUUCCCCAUGAUGGCCACUAAUUCAUUCUUGAUGAAGAUGAUGGAUUGUUAACUCAAGUAUGUAAUGAAUAAACUCUCUUGCUCUUCUUUUUAAUAAAUAUUUAAGGUACAGUUCUUGGUAAUAUAAGGAUGAAAUUUGAAAUUCUUUUCUAUUACCCU
Messenger RNA from Telopea speciosissima, 1893 nucleotides. RefSeq names its product pentatricopeptide repeat-containing protein At2g22070-like. The coding region runs from base 40 to 1755 and encodes 571 amino acids. Gene Ontology annotation, molecular function: protein binding; RNA binding. The transcript has a single exon. Gene Ontology annotation, biological process: RNA modification. The record is from RefSeq and is a predicted model, not a curated record. Lineage: Eukaryota; Viridiplantae; Streptophyta; Magnoliopsida; Proteales; Proteaceae.